AUGAUACCGUAUGCACCCAACGGCCAAGCUGCAUUGCAGCCAGAGCUCUGUCUACGCAGAAAAGAAAACGUGUACAAAAGCCAGGGCAGACAUUGUGCCACUGUCGAUCGGAACAGGAGAAGAGAGCUUGUUAAAGAGCUAUACAAAGAACUCUGGGGGUAG
This is a messenger RNA of Penicillium digitatum Pd1, 162 nucleotides long. NCBI's taxonomy places the organism in Eukaryota, Fungi, Ascomycota, Eurotiomycetes, Eurotiales, Aspergillaceae. The record is from RefSeq and is a predicted model, not a curated record.